AAGAAAUGAUUUCAUUUUUAAUAAGCCAUUACACAACACUUGAUAACCUUGGCCGGGGUUAUUGAAGGGUAUUGAUUGUGUGAAAAUAAAAGCAGGUUUUUAAACAGAUUCAUUUUACUAAAUUUGUUGAUUUCCUCUGAAUCUCACGUGCCCUUAGCGCACACAUUUUAUUCGUCGACAGUGCGAAAUGGGGUCUUUAGAUUUUUUUCAAAGAUUUUUGAUUACGUCAUUGUUCCUAAUAACCGGGUGUAACUGUGAAGAACCGGUUUUAGCCAAAGACAUGAAAUUCAAACUUCACAGCGGAGAUUUAAUGCCCUUGGUAGGAUUUGGAACUUAUCAGAUAAGGGGAACUGAGCUCAUACGGGAUGUAUUGGAUCACGCGCUGGCUGCCGGUUAUAGAUUAAUCGACACCGCAAAAGUUUACAGGAACGAAGAGGACAUUGGCAAGGCGCUGAAAGAGUUGUUACCGAAAUAUAAUCUUACCAGGCAAGAUAUAUUCAUAACAACAAAACUCUCGCCCAAUGAUCAGGGUGAAAAAGCAUAUGAUGCUCUGCAAGAGUCUUUAAGGAAGUUGGAUUGCGGGUACAUUGAUUUAUACUUGAUUCAUUGGCCGGGGGCUUACGGAGUUAAUGCAUCAAAGGUUAACAAUUCUGCGCUGAGAGCUGAAAGCUGGAAACAGAUGGUCAAAGGCGUGAAAGAUGGACUAACCAGGAAUAUUGGUGUGUCAAAUUAUCUCGUCAGGCAUUUGAAGGAGUUGUCGGCAAAUGAUUUUGGUAUAAAACCUGCGGUCAAUCAGGUCGAAUGGCAUCCCCGUAAUCGCCCUUCCGAUUUAUUGGAAUACUGCAACCAGGAAGGUAUUCUGCUGCAGGCGUAUUCAUCGUUGGGCGGUACCGACAAUAACGAUCUCUUAAAAAACGCGGACGUCGACAAGAUAGCGAAAAAAUUGGGAAAAUCACCCGCUCAAAUUUUAUUGCGGUGGCCGCUGCAGCAAAACAUCGCGAUUAUUCCGAAAGCGAGAUCGAAGAAGCACAUCGACGACAAUAUCGAUCUGAAUUUCGUCAUUCCCGACGAGGAUAUGGCGAUCUUGAGCGGUUUCUCCCAAAAUAGGUACGCCUGGAAUCCGGAAACCGUCGUCUGAUCUCCCAUUCCGCAAGCUUCGGCAGCUUUUUUUUAUACGUUACUAUGGAUCGAGAGUUUCACAAUAAAAUCGCAGAAAAGUG
Cylas formicarius (sweet potato weevil) is the source of this 1220-nucleotide messenger RNA. RefSeq names its product glyoxal reductase-like. The transcript is spliced from 6 exons. Gene Ontology annotation, molecular function: oxidoreductase activity. The coding region runs from base 188 to 1138 and encodes 316 amino acids. The record is from RefSeq and is a predicted model, not a curated record. NCBI's taxonomy places the organism in Eukaryota, Metazoa, Arthropoda, Insecta, Coleoptera, Brentidae.